Silurus meridionalis is the source of this 3752-nucleotide messenger RNA. It is a transcript of the gene ttc9b, whose product is annotated as tetratricopeptide repeat domain 9B. The transcript is spliced from 3 exons. Gene Ontology annotation, molecular function: protein binding. The record is from RefSeq and is a predicted model, not a curated record. NCBI's taxonomy places the organism in Eukaryota, Metazoa, Chordata, Actinopteri, Siluriformes, Siluridae. The coding region runs from base 415 to 1146 and encodes 243 amino acids.
AACUUAAGGCUCCUGUGAUCGUGAUGCAGCAUCAGCAGCUUUCUCGCAGCUCGUGCUCUUUCGUUCCCAUGAUACCACACGGCUUAAGGUGUCUCUGAUCGUGGUGCUGAAGCUGCGUGUACCAGAGAGAGAGAGAGAGAGAGAGACACGAAAAAAGGGCUGAGCUCAGUUCACGCAUGAGGCAUCCGUGCGUCCCUCCUCCUCUUCAUCCUGCUCUUCCUCCACAGCAUCAUAACGAGAAAAUAGUCCAGGGAAACCGCACGAGUCAGAAGAAAAAGGGAAAAAAAUCUCUGGCUUGUUUUCCCCCUGUUUAAAAUUCCCUUUGUUGUGUCUGGUGACUGUUUAAUCCUCAUUUCUUUGGAUUUUGCUUUUGUUUUGUGCGACCUCGGCGUAUCUCAGUGCACCGCGUCCUUUAUGCACAGCACGCUUCUCCAGCCUGUAAAGCGGAGCCAGGCCGCGGGUGGAGACGGAGGCCUUGGCGGCGGUGGUGGUGGUGGAGGAGGAGGAAGAGGAGGCGCAGGAGGAGGUUGUUGUGCAACUGCUGCUGUUGCUGGAGGAGGAGGCGGUGGACCCGGAGCACGAAACGCGGAGAUGGAAGCCAAAAUCCAAAAGGCGAUCGAUUUCAAGCUGGAGGGUCACCGCUGCUACAAGGAGAAGAAAUUCCGCGAGGCAAUCGGCAAGUACCACCGCGCGCUGCUGCAGCUGAAAGGCGUGCAGGUGGCGGCGGGCGGCGGCGGCGGUGUUGGAGGAGGAGGAGGAGUUGGAGGAGAUGUGGAGCUCCUGAACCGGGCCACCAGCGAACAGCUUUCCGAGGAACAGCGGCGCGCUGUCAGGAGCACCGAGAUCGAGUGCUAUGACAGCCUGACAGCGUGUCUGCUCCAGUCAGAGCUGGUGAAUUACGAAAGAGUGAAGGAGUAUUGCUUGAAAGUCCUUGGACAUCAGCAGGACCAUUUCAAAGCCAUGUACCGUGCCGGCAUCGCCUUCUACCACCUGGGAGACUACGACUGCGCUUUGCGCUACCUCCGUGAUGCCAAGAGCCGUGAACCCACAGACACAAACGUGUUGCGAUACAUCCAGCUGACGGAGAUGAAGAUGAGUAAGAGCGGUCAGCAAAUGCGGGAAAAUAACAAGGAGGCUUUGGGUUAAUUGCUACCCAUUCCUCUGUUCAUUUGGCCAUCCUCUCCACUGACCUCUCCCUCCUUUUCCCGCUGCACCCCUCGUACUAUGGACUAUCAGGACCCCUGUACUGUGCUGUUUAGUGAAGACGAACUGCUUUUUGGCACAGAAGCCCCUUGACUCGCCCUCCCGCUCUGAAUCCUCUCUCUGUCCCUUUAAAACCAAACCGUCCCGGUGCUUUCAGUUUCCCAGGUACUGACUGACAAAUCAAAUAGGGAAGAAAAGAAAACCGUCAAUGCAACAAGAAUCACUGGAAGUCUGUAGGAUAGAAAAAAUCUUUCUAAUCGGGGAGGUGAAAGAGCAGUGAAGUGUAGCUAUAGAGAGGUGGAGGUGUGUUACUGUGUGGCUACCAUUUUUAACUAUAAAAGAGCACACAUAUCAAAGCCACAGUGCUGCGCCAGAACAAAUGCUAAAUAGGGCCUAGAAUCAAGCGGAUGAUCUUUGAACUCAAGCGCAAUCCAUCGCACACCUCCUUCUUCCUAGCCGUAGGGAGCAGGAGAGAAAAUGCAAUUCCGUCUCGACGGAUACUACUGAUCUCUUUGCCUGCGUUUUUUUAUUUACUCCCGGUUGCGUUUUUUUUUUCUUUCUCUGUAAUUUCUCUUUCUCAAUUUGGCUGUAUCGAAUACUUUUUUAACUGUUUCAAUAUUCAAUUCAAGGGCUAAUUCUGAGGUUCGUAAUUCGUCCUUUUUUAUUUCAAGCACAUUUUUUUUUUCUUUCCGUUCGCUGCCUGUUGUACAAUAGUAGCAUUUGUUUGAGCAAAUUUGAAUUUGUGAUGUUGUGGAUUAUUUUUUUUUUGUCUUUCUCAAAGAAACAAAAAGCAUACCUUGAAGUUAACAGAUGUUUUGUGAACCUGUGUCAUUGCUCUCCUUUAGGUCAUGGCAGAACGUCAGACCACGCCCCCUUUCUUUGAUUGAACCUUGACAGUAUUUCUGAACGUGACAAAUCCUACAGAGUUUUCUAGCCAGCGUUAAAAUACAGACUUGCUCGUAUGCUCCAUGCUUUAUGUAGUCCCAUCUGUACUCCUGUGUGCCAUUUGAUCAGAAAAAGCCACCGAUAAUGUUUUGUCCUGAUUUGUCCACUUUAAUAUAGCUAUUUCUGUAAAUUGGCUUUCUCUAUCACUUCAAAUGUCAAAUUUGAGCAAAGAAAAAAACAUCCUGAAAGAUCGCAGUGGCUUUAGCAAGGCUUUAUAUUUAAUCCAGAUUUGAUCAUUUUCACCGUCCUCACACUUAAAAUUACACAAGCUGAACGCAUCCAUAGAUCAUCUUAAGCUCUGUUUUUUAUUCUCUCUGCAAACAAACUGCUAUUUGCUGUAAAAUCACAAAUAACAUGCGUGUUAAUAUGGAGGAACUUCUUAGUGCCAUCACUCCCAGUUUCCAGUUUGUAUUAGGAACCAGUCAAGACAUUAAUGUGUCUGACCUGAUACAAGAGAUAUAAUGGUGUCAACGUGACUCUAGGGGACGCCGAGCAUGAAUUUAGCCCAGGAUCGAAUUUGUUGAGGUGUAGAGCAUCGAGACUCUGAGAUAUAAAGCUAGGACGUGAUCAGAACGAUUGCUUUCAGCUCGGCACAAAGUGACCCGAGUAACACAACUCUCGCUUGCUUUCCCAACAGCUCCCUGACUCUGCAGCUUUUCUAGAUUUCUCUGUAUCAUGUUUGCCACCCUGAAUUUUUUAUGCCUUUACUUAGUUAUUUAUUUAUUUUUAUUUGCCAAUGAUUCAAUUUUUUAUGUAACGGGCAAAGAUGAUAGCGAUGCAUCAGUGGAGUCUGGGUUAUUAGCUCUGUUAAACGUGUCUCUUCUGUCCCCGUGUGCUGGCUGUCCUUUUGGUAAUGCGGUUUUGACACAGGAUUGUGUGAUUGUUGUCUCCUGACAGCAUCAUAAGCACAAGCUAAGAGGUCGGUCAGACGAAAGUGAAGCAGUUAGCCGUGCUCGUUUUCUUUGAUGUCACUUGAGGUAGGUGUUUGUUGAAUGUUCAAAUAGAUAUGUGUGGUUUAAAGACAGAUGUACAACAAAAAAAAUUAACAAUGGUUGUGGAGAGCUUUACAUUACGAAAAUGUUUUAUCGAUAUAUGAGAAAGAAUAUUAAAAUGAGAAUAUGGAAAAUAUAUAUAUUUAAAGAUCAAAAGGGGGGCAAUUUGUAUUUGUGUAUAUGUUUAAAAAAAAUCUGUUUAUUGCCUUUUUUCUGUGAUGUCAAAUCUUUGGUCUUGUCUAAAUCGCAGUACAAGGGUUUGGGGGUAUGACCUUUGACCUCCCAAGUUGGAAUCUAAUAAUUAAAAGGGUUUGGUUAUAAUAUUAAUAAUAAAGAAGGAAUUGGUUGGAAGGGGUGAGGGUACCCUGCAGACCUGAACACAAUUAAACAACUCAUUGGUCUCUUUUUUUCUUUCAUUCGUCUGUUCUAGAGAGAGCGAUUCUGACCUUCUGUUUGUUCUGGUCCUUAUCACACCGUCUUGCUGGUUCAUGUUUUUUGCCCCCUCAGCUAGAGAGAGUCUCAUAAAAGACCUGAGAACUGGUUACAUUUACCUGCAAGCCCAGGAAUGCACUAUUGAUAUGUAUUUGAAGACAAAUAAACUUUAGAAAAAUA